Penicillium vulpinum is the source of this 2676-nucleotide messenger RNA. RefSeq lists its product as uncharacterized. The transcript is spliced from 7 exons. The record is from RefSeq and is a predicted model, not a curated record. Gene Ontology annotation, cellular component: cell periphery; cell septum. NCBI's taxonomy places the organism in Eukaryota, Fungi, Ascomycota, Eurotiomycetes, Eurotiales, Aspergillaceae. Gene Ontology annotation, molecular function: chitin synthase activity. The coding region runs from base 1 to 2676 and encodes 891 amino acids.
AUGAAUCCUUUUGAUCGGCCUUAUUCGUUUCAUUAUGCACUGCAGGGGGAUGAAAGCGAGGCCCUGAAUGAUGGUCAUUCGCCCCAGAGUACUGGAUUCCCAAAUGAGCAAGGUGUCUCCCUACUCCAUUCGUCUCAUUCUUCUGCCCUAUCUCCCAGUCCCUUCGAAGACCCAGUCUCUUCGAGUGAAGUGACUCGUCGACCAUAUCCCCCUUCAUAUGCCGAGGCUCCCAACCCCAGACCACAGUCAAUGGAAUCAAUAGAUCUCCCUGAUCAUAUCAGAUUACACAAUCUUUCUAACCAGGACUCCGCUGUUUCCUCUUCCAAGGACUCGGGGCCACGACACAAGGGAAGUAGCAUCCGGCGGUACCCAACACGGCGAAUCAAGUUGACUCAAGGCUCAGUCUUGAGCAUCAAUUAUCCGGUACCGAGUCCUAUACGCAAUGCUAUCCAGCCCGAGUAUCGAGAUGCCGAGGGGGAACUUCCUGAGGAAUUCACCCAAAUGAGAUACACUGCUGCAACAUGUGACCCUGAUGAAUUCACGCUUCGCAAUGGUUACAAUCUCCGUCCUUCGAUGUAUAAUCGGCACACUGAACUUCUGAUUGCCGUCACAUACUACAACGAGGAUAAAGUACUGACUGCACGAACGCUGCAUGGGGUGAUGCAAAAUAUCCGAGAUAUUGUAAAAUUGAAGAAGACGGAAUUUUGGGACAGAGGUGGUCCAGCAUGGCAGAAGAUCGUCGUCUGCCUUGUCUUCGAUGGCAUGGAUCCCUGUGAUAAAAAUACACUUGAUGUUCUCGCAACCAUUGGCGUUUUCCAGGACGGGGUAAUGAAGCAAGAUGUGGAUGGAAGAGAAACGGUCGCUCAUAUCUUUGAGUAUACCACACAGUUGUCCGUUACCCCAAAGCAAGAGCUUAUACGCCCCUACAAAGACGACGCUAUGAAUCUACCCCCAGUACAGAUGAUGUUUUGCCUGAAGAAAAAGAAUACCAAAAAGAUCAACUCACAUCGGUGGCUGUUCAAUGCAUUUGGGCGCAUUUUGAAUCCUGAGAUUUGUAUUCUGAUUGACGCGGGCACAAAACCCGGACCUAAGUCUUUGCUAGCUCUAUGGCAGGCCUUCUACAAUGACAAGAACCUCGGCGGGUGCUGCGGUGAAAUUCACGCGCUUCUGGGUCACCGAUGGAAGAAGCUCCUCAAUCCCUUGGUUGCAGCCCAAAAUUUCGAAUACAAAAUCUCGAAUAUCUUGGACAAACCCUUAGAGAGCAGUUUUGGCUAUGUGAGCGUACUUCCGGGUGCCUUUUCCGCCUAUCGGUAUCGCGCUAUUAUGGGCAGACCUCUCGAGCAGUAUUUCCAUGGAGAUCACACACUGGCUCAAAAGCUUGGUAAGAAAGGAAUUGAUGGGAUGAAUAUCUUCAAAAAGAACAUGUUUCUUGCUGAAGAUCGUAUUCUUUGCUUCGAGUUAGUCGCCAAGGCUGGCAAUCAGUGGCAUCUCACAUACGUGAAAGCGUCGAAAGGAGAAACAGACGUCCCGGAAGCACCAGCAGAGUUUCUCAGUCAACGGCGGCGAUGGCUGAAUGGCUCUUUUGCGGCAUCGCUAUAUUCAGUCAUGCAUUUCAACCGGAUAUACAAGAGCGGGCAUAGUAUUGUUCGCUUGAUAGUACUUCAUAUCCAAUUGGUUUACAACAUCUCCCAGUUGCUUAUGACAUGGCUUUCACUCGCAUCCUACUGGCUCACAAGUUCCGUUAUCUUGGAUAUUGUGGGAACACCGAGUCCGACUAACAAAUUCCAAGGCUGGCCUUUUGGGAAUGAUGCUACCCCGAUUAUCAAUAAUAUAUUGAAAGUUGGUUAUCUGGCAUUCCUUAUGCUUCAAUUCAUCCUAGCUCUCGGAAAUCGACCGAAGGGAUCCAAAUUUCUGUACACGCUCUCCUUCCUCUACUUCUCUGUGGUCCAACUCUACCUCCUGGUUUUGUCGUUCUAUCUCGUUGCGCAGGCGAUGACUCCCGAGAAUCUCAGUUUUAAUCUCGAUGACGGCUUUUCGACAUUCAUAUCAGACUUUAUUAAUUCGACUGGUGGACUGGUUCUAAUCGCCUUGGUUUCAACAUAUGGCAUCUACUUCCUCUCUAGCAUACUCUAUGCUGACCCUUGGCAUAUGCUCACCUCAUCCUGGGCGUAUUUCCUUGGAAUGCCUUCUACGAUCAAUGUUCUGAUGGUCUAUGCAUUUUGCAAUUGGCAUGAUGUCUCGUGGGGUACAAAGGGAUCAGAUGCGCCCGAAAAACUUCCCUCGGCGCAAACCAAAAAGGACGAUGAAACGCCUUUUGUUGAAGAACUGGACAAACCUCAAAUCGACAUUGAUGAACAAUUCGCAUCCACGGUGAAGCGGGCCUUGACCCCCUGGCAAGAACCGGAGGAAAACGAAGGGGUGGCCCUAGACGAUUCAUACAAAGCAUUCCGAACGAAUCUAGUGUUGCUAUGGACCUUCAGUAAUGGUCUUCUUGCGUUGUGUAUCAACAACCUCAGCAUCAACAGGCUUUGCUUAACGUCGACAUCUACAGCUCGCACUGCGAUGUAUUUCAAAAUCAUUCUGUGGGCCACUUCUGGUCUCUCAAUUUUCCGAUUCAUGGGGUCUCUAUAUUUCCUAGCGAAGACCGGAAUCUUGUGCUGUGUUUCCAGGCGUUGA